UCGCCCAGCCACUUGCAUUUCUCACUGUCUCUUUCUUUGCCAAUGACAUUGCAAGGAGGAGGACCGCAGCGUCUGGAGUAAAAUCUUGCACUGCGGGGAGCCCAAAAAAUGACAACCGGAUCCCGUGCACGGCUCAGCCUGUCGAGCGGCAUCGGGGUCUCGGUGGGGGAGGUAAUCGAUCAGCUAAUCUGUUAUUCUUUUGAUGCCCCUCUAUCACGAUUGGAAAUUGAAAUUUGCUAAUGGGCUAGACCAAAUAUAAAUAACACUGUAAGCAAAAUCGACUGGAGACUGACAACUUGCUGAAUGAGUUUUUGUUCAAGCAAGAAGGGUAGCGGACCAAAAGAAAGGGGGAGAAAUAUAUUGCAAGUCGUUGGUGCUGAUCCUGGAGGUGCUCGUUGGAACUGCUGCAUAUCUCGUAGUUGGAAAUCUUUUGUUUUCAGAGGUUCUUUUAUUCCUGGUAUCUGGACAGCGCUCCCGGAGUGGAUUUACUUAGUAGCUGAUAACCCCAAUGUGUGAUACACUUGCACCCCAGCCGGCUGAGAAAAUCAGCAAGAUGAAAAAGUUGCGGAGAACUUUGUCCGAUAGUUUCAGCCGGAUAGCUAUGAAGAAAGAUGAUAGCGACUUCGACGAGAUAUGUGUCACAAAGAUGUCCACACAGAACUGCCAGGGAAUGGACUCCGUGAUAAAACCCCUGGACACUAUUCCUGAAGACAAAAAGGUCAGAGUGCAAAGGACGCAGAGUGGCUUUGACCCCUUUGAAAAACCAGUCAAUCAAGUGAAAAGAGUUCACUCUGAAAACAACGCUUGCAUUAAUUUCAAGAGUUCAUCUGCAGGGAAAGAAUCUCCAAAAGUGAGACGACACUCAAGUCCCAGCUCGCCCACAAGCCCAAAAUUUGGCAAAGCAGACUCUUAUGAAAAACUGGAAAAGCUAGGGGAAGGUUCAUAUGCCACAGUGUACAAAGGGAAAAGCAAGGUGAAUGGAAAAUUAGUUGCACUGAAGGUGAUUCGGCUGCAGGAAGAGGAGGGCACACCCUUUACAGCCAUCAGGGAAGCUUCACUUCUGAAAGGACUGAAGCAUGCGAACAUUGUUCUCCUUCAUGACAUAAUUCACACCAAAGAGACCCUGACCCUCGUCUUUGAGUAUGUGCACACUGAUUUAUGCCAGUAUAUGGAUAAACACCCGGGAGGACUUCGUCCUGAAAAUGUAAAGUUGUUUUUAUUUCAGCUUCUAAGAGGAUUGUCCUAUACUCAUCAACGUUACAUACUGCACAGGGAUCUGAAACCUCAGAAUCUUCUCAUUAGUGAUACAGGAGAGCUAAAGCUGGCAGACUUUGGUCUUGCCAGAGCCAAGUCAGUGCCUAGCCACACAUACUCUAAUGAAGUGGUCACCCUGUGGUACAGACCUCCAGAUGUCCUUCUCGGCUCUACAGAAUACUCCACCUGUCUUGACAUGUGGGGGGUAGGCUGCAUCUUUGUAGAAAUGCUUCAAGGAGUAGCUGCUUUUCCAGGAAUGAAGGACAUCCAAGACCAACUAGAGCGAAUAUUUCUGAUUCUUGGUACACCAUCAGAAGAAACCUGGCCUGGUGUCCAUUCUCUACCACACUUCAAACCAGAACACUUUCCACAAUACAGCCCGAAACAGCUUCGCCAGGCAUGGAAUAAAUUAGCGUAUGUUGAUUUUGCUGAAGAUCUGGCUUCCAAACUUUUACAGUGCUUCCCGAAAAACAGACUGUCAGCCCAGGCAGCUCUGAGCCAUGACUUCUUCAGUGAUCUUCCCCCUCGGCUCUGGGAGCUAAGUGACAUGGCCUCUAUCUUCACAGUUUCAAAUGUGAAACUUGUACCUGAAGCAGGAGACAGCACAGGUCUUUAUGGAAAAAACAGCGGUCACGGCAAAGGUUUAUCCAACAGUAAACACUGAUGGCAUGGUUUAGCUGAUAGACAUGCAGCAUGCAGAUAUAAAUAACUGCCAUCAUCCCAGCAAGGACUCUGAAGGGGCCAGAAUCUAGGCGUCCUGAAUCAGCUUCCAGCUCUGUAAAGAUAAACACUUACUGUUUCAUAUAACAGGACCUGGAAUGUUUGCUCCCAUUUUAUUUCUGAUCCUGCAUGCACUGGAAACUGUGCUAUCAUUGUCUUUCCCAGAAGAUUAAAUUUGUUUACCAAUACAUGGCAUGUACUGUUUUCAGUCUUUUAGGUUAGGUAGUUUGUUUUUCAGCUGCAGUAUUACACUUUUGUAAAGAGUUUCCUUUCAACAGCAAAUGUCUUACCUGUAUUAAGGCAUUGUAUUUGGCGUGCACAGUACUUCAGUAACAUUAAUACGUAAAAGCCACAGAUACAGGCACGAUUGUUUACAUGGUCAAUGAUGUUGAAAACUAAAAGCAUUAAGCCUCAAGUUCCUUUUACAACUGCUUGCAUUACAGACCAGAAACCACACAUCUAUCUUUCAGUAAUGUUUUGGUUUCAAGAGACCAUGAUACCAUAACAUUUAAUUAACGGGUACUGAAAAUAUGCCAAUUAUUGUCAUUUAUCAUUUUGUAUUGUUUUUGCUUGACUGCACACAAGAUUAGGAAGGAAGAGUUUCUGAUACAAUUUGCUGGUGAGCAAAAGUUAGGCUAUUUUUCACAAAAAUAGCUGACAGAUUCAAUCUUGUAGUAAAAUUUGCAUUUGUUUCUCCAGGUAGAUUUUUUUUUAAAAAAAGGUAGGAUCAAUUUGUUUUGUGUAAGUCCUUAGUCCAGUAAACUAUGCUUCUGCUUGGCAGAAGGGUAUCAGUUUUUAUCCCCAAAUACAACUUUAGUCUGACAGCAUUCUGCAGGUGUUCAGCUCACUGCUGGUUUCAUGUCCUCACAGGCAGACUUUUACUCUGACCAGCUAGAAACAAACCACAGACUAACUCUUUUUUUUCACAUGGAUCAUACAUGAGCAGAUGUUUAAAGCACUUUUUUGAAAAUUAACAUAAAAGGUUUGCAAGCAAUGUACCAUAAGAUAGGAAGCAGCUGCUAAGCAGGAAAGUGUUGGAACAGCAAUUCUGAACUAGGAUAGCGUAACCCGAAGGAUGUUUAAGAGUGUAUCACAAAGGGAUAGUAAAGCUGCUGCAUCCAGACUCACUUAUCACAGACUGGAAACAAAGCACCUUAUUGGUAAUCAGCACAUACAUUCCAUUUGUAACAGCAGGCUCAAAGAAGCUUGCUCUUCCAGUGUGCUUGUGAGAGUUGUUUGAGUAAGUUAUUAUAAGAGUUCAUCUUUCCUAGAUAACAGCAGUAGAGCAAACAGGAAACUGCUACCUUUACUUCCCCUUCAGUUAUAAUUAAAAUGCUGACAUGCUGUAUUUCAUCCAUCUGGAAAUGUUUGCGUCUGGCACCCUGUAAUGUGAUGUUUUCACUAAAAUCACAUGCCAAACCACCAAAGGUUGUAAGUGACAAUAAUGAAGACAUUAAAUCCACUCACUUAAUCUCAGGUGUUACUAACUAAGCAGAGCUCAUAAGUCCUGCUAGCUGCUGCAACACCUGCCUUUAUGCUUGAAUGUUUGCACGCCAAUAUUGCACCACUUACUGGAGGCAUGGAUGUUGUCAUAUCUGGGUAUAUAUGGGGGAUGUGGGGGGGGGGGGGCUGCAAACAAAUUGCCUUCUUUGUUAAAGAUAUAAAAGACAGAGCAGUGCUUAUCACUCUGUUUUGUACAUUAUGCUGUUGCAGCAACAAGAAAGUUAUAGCUCCCAAAACAUUUAAAGAUAAUAGACCAACAUUGGACUGCUCUGAAUUUUACGACUGUUCUGUAUGUGUAAAAUGGCAAUCACAUCAUCAAUGUUCACUGUAAAGUUUGCAUGUUUUUGUACCAGUGACAUAGUUUCAAGGUACAAAGGUAAAUUAUAAUCAUACAGUGCACUUUAAAGACAGUAUAGGAAUUUUGUGAAUAUGCACCUUGCAUUUAUCACUGCUGCACUUAAAGUGUACAAAUGUCAGUGGGUUAACAUGGCCAUGCUUACAAGUUUACUUUGCUCCAUGUUGCUUUAAAUUGCACCCUGAGAUUGUACUGGUUGCAUUUGGCAGGAAAAUAACAUGCUCUGCUGAGGAAAGACUUGACAUUUUUUUAAAUAGUUAGGCUGUAUUUAAAUGAAGGAACAACUUGAGAGAAAAUGGUACCUUAGCACUGUGAUAGUAUUAUCUUUGUAUCUUACUUCCAAUAAAAUGAUCUGCUUUCGUUAAAAGAGUUAAAGCUUUCUACAGACACAAACAAAUCAAAACGUGCAGUACCUGAAGUCAUGUGCACACGUAGUAGAAUGUGCAUAAUUCUGUUAUUUCUUCAAUUCAAAAUGUCAUCUGUGAAUAAUGUAUUGAUUUUUGUAUUCUUUGUUAUAGAAAUGUUUAAAAUGUAAAUACUGAGGCAGGAAUAUCUACUGCUUAUUAAAAAUAACAUUGCUCUGAAAUGGAUUGCAUUUUGGAGAGACAGCUGUCUUCCUACUUCUGUUGAAAUGAAGAUGGUUCUAUGUGUUAUAGUAACCCAAUAAUUCCACAUAAAUAAAAAUGAAUGCACUUGGACAAAAGUGGAAAUACUAGAUGAUACAUUUCUGCUGUGUGAUGUACAGAACUUGUAAUCGAAAAAUGUUUUUUUUUUUUUUGUAAGAUGCACUAAAAAUGCAUUCCUUUUCACAAGAGGUUUGAUACAUGGAAAUAAAAUAUGUAUGCAGUGCAAAACCAAUACACUUUAAAAAAAUGUUAGUGUAGCAUAUAUAUGUUGCAUUAUUUGCCUAAACUUGUAUAACUGCUACUAUAUAUAAAAUGCAGUUGUUUGUUCUUCUGUAAUGUUGCUUUCUUGUAACGCUAUCAGACAUGGUUUAGGAGAACCGGUACACUUCAAGUAGUUAAUAUUUUAUUUUUCUAGUGCAGAAGGGUCAUGCUCUCUUAAAUAUUUAUAGAUGUAUAAAAGUAUCCUUACUAUGUGUGCAUUAAAGCUUUUAAAUGAACAAACA
Protopterus annectens (West African lungfish) is the source of this 4961-nucleotide messenger RNA. It is a transcript of the gene CDK14, whose product is annotated as cyclin dependent kinase 14. The transcript has 15 exons. Gene Ontology annotation, cellular component: cytosol; nucleus; cytoplasm. Gene Ontology annotation, molecular function: ATP binding; cyclin-dependent protein serine/threonine kinase activity; cyclin binding. Lineage: Eukaryota; Metazoa; Chordata; Ceratodontiformes; Protopteridae. Gene Ontology annotation, biological process: protein phosphorylation. The record is from RefSeq and is a predicted model, not a curated record. The coding region runs from base 509 to 1918 and encodes 469 amino acids.